CAUGGAAAUUAUUGUAUGUAUAUACUGUUUUUAAUUGUUCAGGUUGAAGACACAACUAUGAUUUACAUCCCCCAUGAAUCUGCCCGGAAAACCCAUGAUGACGAGCCUAAAUAUGUGCGACUUUUUCAGAACAUUGAUCUCUCUUCUAACUUCUACUUCAGUAAGAGAACUAAUGAAGUGGAGACAGAGCAGUUGGUAUUUGAUGCACAUGUUGCAUCCCUCCAUCUGGGCAGGUUUACUUCAUUUGUACAGAUUCGAGGGUCCAUUCCUUCUCACUGGUCUCAGGAUGUGAGUAAGAUGGUACCAAAGCCACCCAUUACAUUUGACGUGAUGGAUCCGUAUGCAGAAACUGCAGGAAAACAUUUCAAUGAGUUACUCAGAAGAUUUGGUUCACCCAUCGUUAUCUUGAACCUUGUGAAGAGACGUGAACGUCGCCCCCAUGAAUCCAUCCUCAACACAGAGUAUUGCAAUCUUAUUGACCAACUGAACAUUACUCUUCCCCCACAGCACCAAAUCCAGUAUGUAGCUGUUGAUAUGGCUCGCAUCAAUAAACAGAAAGACGAGAAUGUGAUGAGCCGUCUGUCUGAAAUUGCAUAUAGGGCAGUAAAGAAGACUGGAAUCUUCCAGAGUUCGACCCCAUACUACAGCCAUCACCUUAAUCCUAACACUCACUAUCGCCACAUGGAAAGAACCAGCACGCAGGGAGAUGAUAGUUUUGGCUCUCGCAGAAACUUCACACUUAGUGAACGCCAUGGCCGAUUACAAACAGGAGUCGUGCGAGUUAAUUGUGUAGAUUGUCUCGAUCGUACAAAUACCGCCCAGUUCUGCCUUGGAAAAUGUGCCCUUGCAUUUCAGCUGUAUGCACUUGGAGUACUUGAACGUCCUUCAUUAGAAUUUGAUAGUGACUGUGUGCGAAUGCUUGAAGAAAUGUAUGAGGAUCACGGAGACACCCUUGCACUGCAGUAUGGAGGUUCACAGUUGGUUCAUAGGAUUAAAACUUACCGACGUACUGCACCGUGGACAAGUCAAGGAAAUGAUAUCAUGCAAACUCUCUCCAGAUAUUACAGCAACACUUUCUCUGAUACUGAGAAGCAAAAUGCAAUAAAUCUGUUCCUUGGUGUGUAUGUUCCCUGUGAAGAACCAGUUCCUAUCUGGGAGCUUUCCUCAGACUACCUUUUGCACCAUACACUAACACGAGGGGUUCGCCCAUGUCACAGUCGAAGUACAAGUCAGUGGUGGGACUCUGAUGUAAUGGAGACACUACCAUUGCCAGUGGAAGAAGCCAGAAAAUCUGUAUCACUCCUAAUGCCUGUUACUCAAUAUGAACCAAAGGUUGAUCUGUAUACGGACCACCAUCGACCAUCAGAAUUUUGCAUUUUAUCAGAAUUGUUUAGCUACCACAUGAGUCAUUCUGUAAGAGACUACAUGCCAAAUUUUACUACUGAUGAAAGCCCAUUCAGUGUGCGACGCCGCCCUGGUAAGCGACAGGAAGAACUGUCACGUAACCAUAGCUCCAGUUCACCUUCACCGAAAAACCCUGGUAUGACAGGUCAAGCCUCUACAUCUUCCACAACCUCUAGUGGUACUAGCUCAACUGAGAGUGAGGCCACUGAUGAUGAUGAAUUGUCUGUAGUGAGCACAGCUAGUGAUGAUGAUGGUGACAACAGUCCUAGCCUUUCCUUGGUUUCCUUCUUUCCACCAAUGACUGAGACAUAUGGUGACUACUUACAUGAGCCCUCAAGAGCUGACAAUUCUGUUUAUAAAAGGCAUGAACAGAUUUACAGAAUAACAUGUUGUCCUCUGGCAAAGAUGAACCAAACCAUUGGGACUGCAGCUCCCUUGGUACUGAUUCAGAGAUCAAGCUUCUGUCUUGAUUCUUCUGUAGAAACUGACCCACCUACUGUUGAUCGCCGUUCAAGAGACAUCUAUAACAGAUAUGUUGCCAUGGCAGCAAAAGGACCACAGCCACCAGCAAACAGAGAUCUUCUUAUGUAUAGAAAAUUUACUAGCUUUUCAUAAAAUAUCUAGGGGAUACAGCCUUUGCCACAGCACUCAUAUAUUUAUAGCAAGUGUCAUAUACCUGAUAUUUGCAACUCUUAAUAAUAUAGCAAACACAAAAUGUUACACUUUUGUCAACAGCAAUUAUAUUCAUGGAGAAGUGCUAAACCCAUAGGGGCCACACAGCACCUUGGAAAUGGAAAGUAAUCAGGUUUGAUCCGAGAAAGGGGACAGUAGCUCCAGCUCAUUGGAUCACUAGCCCUUCAUUGAUGUCAAGGCACCUCUCUUGUAAAUUGUAAAAUAUUUUCAUUCCACUUAGAAUAAUAAGUUAAUUGCUUCCAUUUGACAAAUACCAAAGGUACGUAAUGGUUUAACUAUAAUUUUCUGAUGUAUUAUAAUAAUAAUAAUAAUAAUAAUAAUAAUAAUAAUAAUA
Cherax quadricarinatus is the source of this 2431-nucleotide messenger RNA. Lineage: Eukaryota; Metazoa; Arthropoda; Malacostraca; Decapoda; Parastacidae. The record is from RefSeq and is a predicted model, not a curated record.